Messenger RNA from Callorhinchus milii (elephant shark), 2717 nucleotides. RefSeq names its product ankyrin repeat and death domain-containing protein 1A. The record is from RefSeq and is a predicted model, not a curated record. NCBI's taxonomy places the organism in Eukaryota, Metazoa, Chordata, Chondrichthyes, Chimaeriformes, Callorhinchidae. Gene Ontology annotation, cellular component: cytoplasm. Gene Ontology annotation, molecular function: protein binding. The transcript has 14 exons. Gene Ontology annotation, biological process: signal transduction; innate immune response. Bases 1 to 1473 code for a protein of 490 amino acids.
AUGCCAACCAACUCACAAGUUCAAAUCCUGGUCCUUGCAGAGUCUCAGAUGGGGCUGGAUGGAGAAUAUAAAUUGGCCUGGACUUUCCAGCUAAAUCGCACGGCCUUGCACUUUGCUGUUGCAAACGCAAGUGAAGAUGCUGUCACCUUCCUUCUCAAACACAAUGCCAGGGUGGACAUUAAAGAUAAGCAUGGAAUGGAUGCUCUCCUUCUGGCUGCUUGGUUUGGAAACCUGAAUAUUCUGAAAAUGUUGGUUGAAAAAGGCUCAGAUCGAAAAUCCACUAAUCAGGAAGGAAUGAACAUGCUGCACUGCGCUGCACAAAAUAAUCACUCUUUAAUUGUGGAAUACAUCAUUAAGGAUCUGCAGCUGGAUUUGAAUAAGCCCAUUGAGCAAGGUAAGAAACCAUAUCACUUGGCUGUUGAAAAUGGGCAUGUCGAAAUGGAAAUGCUGUUGAGGGAAUUUGCAUGUAGCACACAGGAGAAGGACAAGGAAGGUAACACAGCACUGCACCUCGCUGCGAGGAAUGGUCACUCCACGAUGGUUGAGGUCCUUCUGAGUGACUGGAAGCAAGUGGAUGAGAAGAAUGAGGAGGGCCAGACUGCAUUCUACCUUGCUGUCUUAGGAGGACAUCAGGAAUGUGUCCAAAUGCUGCUUGACUCAGGCAGUGACAUCAACACAUUGGCAAAGACCAACAUGAUUGCUUUGCACAGAGCAGCAGAGAGGAACGAUAUUUAUAUGGCUUCACUGCUCAUUGAGGCCGGAACUGAAGUGAAUGGCCUAAACAAUCAAAUGGAAACUGCCCUGCAUUUUGCUGUCAGAUGCGGACACCUUUCGAUGGUACAGCUCCUCAUAGAAUCUAAUUGUGAUGUUAAUGUCUUAGACUUGAGAAACCAGAACCCAUUGCACUUGGCAGCUGAAGCUGAGAGAGCCGAUUUGUUGGAGCUUCUCCUGAUAGCAAACACCGAUCUAAAGCAAACAGACAAGCAAGGUAAAACUCCACUGGGAGUCGCAGCCAGAGGCAACCACAUCAUUAUUGUGGAUAUGAUUAUUAAAGCAGAAAGAUAUUUUGCCUGGAAAGAGACGCAUCAAGAUAACACUGUAGUCCCAGUCGCAAGUUACCCAUUAAGCUUCAAACCAGACCGUACCACACAGACAAACCAGCUGCGCACAGCCAUGUGGAACUUAGCAAACCACCACCUGAAACCGAAGGACUGGAAGAAACUUGCGUUCCACUGGAAUUUCACUGAAGAGCAAAUUAAAGCAAUUGGGGAGCAGUGGACGGGAACGAAAAGCUACAAGGAACAUGGUCACAGGACAUUGCUGAUCUGGCUCCAUGGAAUUCUAUUAACUGGCACAAACCCAGUCAAAGGCCUGUAUGAGGCCCUGAUCAGUAUUGAACAGAAGCAAUUAGCUGAUAAGAUCAGAAAAGAAAUCAACGGAGCAGAAACAUCACAGAGAUGUAUAGUUUCCUGAAGUUUACAGAAUUCAUAGCCUCAGUCAGAUGUUCAUCAGAUUCAGAAAAAGAUUGAAGAAAUGCUGUGAGUGCCGCAGUCAAGAUACCAGAGAUCCUCAUACCCAACCCUGAAGGUGAACUGAAUGCAACAAUUCACGCGCAUUAAUUACUCUAGCUGUUUAACUGUAGGGAAUGACGGCACUUUGCAUCUGAUGAAAGCUUAGGAACAGAGUUUAAAAUUUCUGCAGUUUUUCGAUAAAUGCCUCCCAUAGGCAUUCAUGAAUUUUCACUAGUAUUGUUACUAUAUCGAAAGUAGGAAAUCCUGAAAAAAAAGAGAAUGUACAUUUUAAAAUAGGGCUCCAUUCAAUGUCUUAUAACAAUAACCUAAAUGUGAGAGUAAACUACUGAAGUGGGUUUUGAAAGACUGAGAAUUGAUGGUUAGAACAAGCCAUGAAGAGGUUGUGGGUGAUGCGCAAAUUUCAUUACACAUCACCCACAUAGGCUAUGCUGGUUUAUACUCAAGCUAAAGGUAUACAAAUUGUGGACACCACAGUCAAAUCUAGUCAUAAGCCAGUAUAAGUGCCAUAAAAUCCCAACCCACCUAAUAACUGAGAGACAGCUGCUACAUUCAUUGAACGUAAGCAGGUAGCUUCUUGUGUGCUUCCUGCAGAUUCAUCAUGGAGUCAAAUCCUGAGUCUCAUCAUGGCAAGAUCAAAUCUAAUGGGAAAGUGCAUCAUCAAAUUUACAUUCAACAAUUUAGUAAUCCCCAUUCUCUUCCCUUCAGUAAAGAUUUAAUAAGACCAUCUGGAAUAGAUAAUCAGCAUUUUUUUUGUGGUUGCAAUUUCAAAAUCUCUGAAAUUGACAUUUCGUACUAGUAACAUUUGAAGUGAUAUUACCAGCGUUUGAAAUGCCAUCCGCUCCAGUCUGCUUGGCUGGGAUUUAAAAUUCUUUCAAGCCCCUUGAAUAAAAAUGUCACACCGUGCUGCAGCUACUUGUCAGAGGAAGCUUUUAUAACUGAUUAAUUAAUAGCGUGUAUACAUGCUGUCUUGCUUCAGAUCUUUCUCCCUCCAGCUCCAAGUUCGAUCAAAUUGGUGGUGCAGUGCUUUUAAACACAUAAGGACAGAAUGUUUUUUCACACUUCCAGAUGUGGAUUAUGCAGCUAAAAUAAAAAAAGUUAUAUUUGUUAUCACUACUGGUGUGUGAGCCAUAAAUAGUGGAAAGCACACCACAAAAAACUCUUAUAUACUAUUUAGUUUUGUUUUCA